This is a messenger RNA of Olea europaea var. sylvestris, 1708 nucleotides long. RefSeq lists its product as uncharacterized. The transcript has a single exon. NCBI's taxonomy places the organism in Eukaryota, Viridiplantae, Streptophyta, Magnoliopsida, Lamiales, Oleaceae. Bases 503 to 1708 code for a protein of 401 amino acids. The record is from RefSeq and is a predicted model, not a curated record.
AACCUGUUCUUCUUCCCUGCUUGUUUCUACAUCACUAUUUCAAGAUUCCUCAGGCUGAGAUUUGUCCUCAAAAAUUAAAUACAAAAAAAAAUCCCUUUAUCCAAAAUUUUAUCAGCCUCUAAAAUUUGUAUGUAAAUUUGAGUCCCAGUUAACAAAAAUUCCCAGAAAUUGCAUCCCAUUAUCUAUUUUAUUCUGCUAACAUGGAUUUAUAAAACUGUAUGUGUACAAAUCUCACUCCCAUAUAGCUAAUAGCAUCCGUUUCAAUACAAAUCCCUCUACGCAUAGAUACAUAUUUUUUUGUAUGACCUAGUGUUGAUCAUUUUGCAGAUUUCAUCAAAUGAUUUAACCUGCCCAUGUAUUGAAACGGUGUAGUUCGAAUAUUGGGUCUGUAGUUGUUGCUUUUAUUAGUAUUAUUUGGGGUUUUUUAUGUUAAGAAUUAGUGGAUUGGGAAAAUUUUAUUUAAAAAUCUGGGAUUCUGUAUGAGUGGUUAGGGUUUUGAGUGAUGGUGGUGUCAGGGAAUGACCCGGUUGAAUCAUUUUUGAACUCGCUUCAGGUUGUGAAGAAUGUGUUUUCGCCCAUAGAAUCUAAUUUCAGAAAGGCAGCAAAAAAUUUGGAGCGUUGUUUCCCUGGUGUUUCCAAAAAUGGGAAAUUGAUUGGCAAUACUUUUAACGUUGAUAUUGAGCUGGUGACAGCUCAGUUGAAUGUGAAGGAAAAAAGUGGUACCGGUGGUGGUCAGUGCAUGGUGGUGAACUGUGGUGAGAAGAGUAAAGGGGGUCUUUUGAUAGGAGAUCCUAUCAAAUUUUUUGUUGGUAUAUUUUCAGAAAAAUGUGGAAGUAACAUUGAUAAUGAUAAUAAGAAUAAUAGUAGUAGGUGUGAUGGAGUUGCUGAUGUGAAUGUGAAGAAGAAACGAUUGAAGGAGAGGUAUGGGAAUGCUAACGGUGGGGAAGUGGAUAAGGUAUCAUGCACAAAUUGCUUGCAGUUUGCAGUGUCGUGGUCAUCUUUGAUUAAUGGUUUUGUUCAAGGCUUUCCAAGCCCAUUUAAAGCUGGGAAAAAGAGGGUUCAGAAGACAAGUAAUGGGGUUGGUGUUUGUUCUGAUGAUUCGUGUGUGAAACACAGGGUUGCAGAUGAACUUAGGCAGAAUGAAUCUAAGGGUAAAGAAGGGAAAGAUUUUUCAUUUGAGUGCUUUGUUGGAUUUGUGUUUGAUCAGUUGAGUCAGAAUUUGCCAAAGUUUGAUGUGUCUGCUCAGGAAAGUGAAUGCAAUAGUGGUGACACAGCAGCUUCUACUCCGGCUGACUCCAACCAGUUUGAUCAUCUGAGGGCUCUUGCAAGUAUUUUGGAAGGUAAGAGAGCAGACGUGAAUGGAUUUCUUGGGAACUUGAUGUUUGCACGUGUGGGAGGUAUGCCAUCAAAUAUUUUAGGAGUGCCACCUUCUGUGAAGGAAGCGAGUGAUGAAGGAGUUGGCACUGGUGUUACUCAGGAAGAGAAUGGAGGCAAUUCACCGCAAAGGUUGGCCAAUGGGUUACUUAGCAUACCAUUGUCCAAUGUUGAGCGUUUGAGAACGACUCUCUCCACUGUGUCACUGACAGAAUUAAUUGAGCUUUUACCCCAGUUAGGGCGACCUUCCAAGGAAGACCAUCCUGACAAGAAGAAACUAUUCUCAGUUCAGGAUUUUUUCAGAUAUACAGAAGCUGAAGGUAUGCUUUUUUAA